AUGUCCACGAUCCUGGCCGACUUGCGACCCCGCGCUGCGAAGCCCGCCCACGAUCCCAGAGGCCGUCAUUUUACCGCCGCAACCUCGACUUUCUCCUCCUACAUGCGACUAUCCAUAUCCUCUCUCGUCAUUUCGAACCCCCGAAGGCGUUCCUCUAUAAACAUCGUUCCCAACUCAUUUCCUGCCACCAGAGUAUCUGCGGCCCGACCCUUGGGCGACAGCAGUCCUAUAGAAUUCAUUCAGGACACCGAAGUCGUUACCAGCCCGGGCGGCGCUCCGAAUUUCAUCCUCAAGCUCAACCAUGACGAUGAGCUAGUCUUCACCUUUACCUUUAUCAUUCGCCAGGGACAGCAAUUCGUGACCAGCGGCGCUGCCGACGCCGUUGCCAACAUCGACACCCAGAUCAGUGGACUGACAUAUGUAUACGCUUCCACCCCACGAGAGGUCGAAAACCUCGUAACGCGCGAGUUCCACGCGGAUCCGAACCUACACAAGAAUUCCAAUGUUGAGUUAGUAGGAGACUUUGGAACUGGGGGAACUCCCUCCGUUUCGUUCGAAUGGACUUGGAAGUGGAAACCUCCAAGAAGCAUCGAAGAUAGAGGCGGUGGAUGGAGGAACUCAUGCAGCUUCGUCGAGUAUGACCCUCGAGCCCAUCGCCUGCACACCUUGGCCAGCUUCUCGUACUUUGUGUCCAACGCACCAACUCUGCCUCUAAGCCACCCCAACUCACCGUCUCCCCCGUUCUUUUUGAAUGCACCGCCCAAAAUCCGAGUCGCAUCUUCGCAGUCCGUCGAUUCACGAAUUAGCAACGCCGAGUUGGAGGAACCCUCUUCACCUCUGCCAGUCAACACGUCAUCGUCUACACUCCUUCCUGUGCAACACCCACCUGCACAGGAACCGGUCAAGGUGGAUGUCGCGUGUCCCAAGCCGACCGACGAUGUUCUGGUACCAGAUGACGGACCGGUUUUCAGGGCGACGAUCAAGUCGCUGGAGCAAAAGACAGGCAACAUGCGAACUCAGAUGAAACGUGUACUGAAGAUGGCCAAGCAAGCACAGGAGGCUCAAAACGAGGCGAACAAGAACUUUUCUGAGUUCAUCGACACCCUCCGCGAAGCGUCAUCAACCAACGCUAACGCGGUUCAACCGGCCAUCGAACAUUACUUCGACAAAAUUGCCAGGGAAAUUCUGUCCUACGAGCGACAAAAUACGGUUAACCUGAAACGAAUUGUCAUCGAUCCAUUGGAGAAGUUUUACACGGUCGACAUCAAACAAGCGGAGGCCAAGAAGCGAGACUUUGAAGAGGAGAGCAAAGACUACUACGCUUACGUUUCGCGAUAUCUCGGCCAGCGUCACGAUUCAGUCAAGGCUAAGAAGCUCGCGGAGAGUGAUUCCAAGUAUCAGACGAAACGCCGUAACUUUGAGCUUAAGCGGUUCGACUACUCCAGCUUCAUGCAAGAUCUUCAUGGCGGACGCAAGGAGCAGGAGGUCCUUUCCCACCUUACGAGGUACGCCGACGCACAGACGAGAACCUUUCUCGAUGCUGCCAAGAAAAUCGAUACCCUGCUGCCCCAGCUGGAGGCUCUCUCAAACGAGGUGCAAGAGGCCGACAAAGAGUAUCAAUACCAGAGGCGUGAGCGAGAGGAGAAGAGAAGACUGCUGGAGAAGGGCAAUCAGCCAUACAAUGAACCGGAGCCAGUUCCAAUCGCCAAUACGAUAUCAGGCCAAGGAACAGGAUCCAACGGAAACGCGUAUAUGUCUGACAGCGACCUGGGCCGCGCGGACAGCACCGGCUCUCAGUUGAAAGUCGGACUCACGUCGGGAUCAGCUUCUACCGUGGCCAUGGUUUCUCCUGAGCUGUCAAGAUCUCCAGGCAGUCUGGGUAACUCAUCAGUCGGAAGUCCUGCACAGCCUUCAAAAUUCAAGGGCAUCCGUGACUUGGAAGAGAAGGACUACGGAACUGCAAGCGCAAGCAGUGCACAGCGCAAAGAAGGUUUGCUAUGGUCUCUCAGCAAAUCCGGCAACCACGUUGACCCCCGCAAUUUGAAUAAACAGGGCUGGCAUAAAUUCUGGAUAGUGCUAGAUCAGGGUAAGCUCUCUGAGUACAGCAACUGGAAGCAGAAAUUGGAUCUGCACAUGGACCCAAUCGACCUGAGAAUGGCUUCCGUGAGAGAGGCUCGCAACGCGGAACGUCGAUUCUGCUUCGAAGUCAUUACGCCGCAGUACAAACGAGUUUACCAGGCCACUUCCGAGGAGGAUAUGAACAGCUGGAUCCUAGCCAUCAACAACGCACUUCAAAGUGCUGUCGAGGGUCGAAUUGCGAGGGACAGGUCCGGUCCAGGCAAUUCGGACACGGGGUCUAUUCGAAAGGAUAUCGGCUCCAUUCUGACGGGCAAGAGCCCAUCUGUUGGCCACAACAGCCAUCACUCACAUUCCAAUAGCGGCGCGCCCAUGCGCCGAAUAACUGUUGGCGCGCGGCCGACGACUCAUCGGUCUACGAGUUCGAGCUACGACGAUAAUCCUGACAAGCUGCUGCAGCUGCUCCGCGAUAACGACCAGGGCAACUGCUGGUGUGCCGAUUGCGGAUCGGGAGCCAAGGUCGAAUGGGUUUCGAUCAACUUGGCCAUUAUCGUUUGCAUUGAGUGCAGUGGCAUCCAUCGCUCUCUCGGUACACACAUCAGCAAGGUGCGGUCACUGACUCUCGACAUCAACUCCUUCACCACCGAUAUUGUCGAGCUCUUGUUGCUUGUUGGAAACAGGGUGUCAAACAUGAUUUGGGAGGCGAAGCUCGAGCCCGGCAUGAAGCCAGGGCCCCAAGCAUCGCGAGAGCAACGACUGAGGUUCAUUACAGCAAAGUACGUGGACAGGGCGUUCGUGGAACCUAUAUCGGCGACAUUAUCGCGUUAUCCCACGCCCGAAGAUACUUUGCUGGCGGCCAUCAAGAGGAACGAGAUUCAACAGGUGAUUUACGCCUUGGCACUCAAGGCGAGCCCGAACGUCACGGACCGCUCGCGAGGGACACAUGCCGUCUUUUUAGCCUUGGCAGCGGCUGAUCCGGCAUCUCCUUCACCGAACCCCGGGCAACCAUCGGAGGCGGAGAGAAUGACGCCUUUCCCAGUCGCCGAGAUGCUUAUACAGAACGGAGCAGAAAUACCUGCGUCAUUACCGGCAUUCCCACUGAGCCGAAGCGCUCAGCUUUAUAUUGAAGAGAAACGGGGUCGAAACACUGGCUUCUCGAGCGACACGGUACCAACGCUACCCGGUACCAUGAGUCCCAACGAGAAGCUCCAACGAGAAAGAGAGUCGCGGCUUCAAAAGCGAGUGAGCGCAGGAGGCCGCUUGGCCAAGAGUCCGAUCCCGGAGAGGUAG
Colletotrichum karsti is the source of this 3366-nucleotide messenger RNA. RefSeq names its product PH domain-containing protein. Gene Ontology annotation, cellular component: endosome; cytoplasm; trans-Golgi network. Gene Ontology annotation, biological process: intra-Golgi vesicle-mediated transport. Lineage: Eukaryota; Fungi; Ascomycota; Sordariomycetes; Glomerellales; Glomerellaceae. The transcript has 6 exons. Gene Ontology annotation, molecular function: protein binding; GTPase activator activity. The record is from RefSeq and is a predicted model, not a curated record. Bases 1 to 3366 code for a protein of 1121 amino acids.